Molecule: messenger RNA, 2067 nt
Organism: Rosa chinensis
Lineage: Eukaryota; Viridiplantae; Streptophyta; Magnoliopsida; Rosales; Rosaceae
Product: protein DETOXIFICATION 46, chloroplastic
Exons: 14
Coding region: 96-1715 (539 amino acids)
Biological process (GO): transmembrane transport
Cellular component (GO): membrane
Molecular function (GO): antiporter activity; xenobiotic transmembrane transporter activity
Source: RefSeq, a predicted model, not a curated record
UUUCCUUUUUCAUCUUCCCCAUCACAAUAUUUUUCUAUUUCAAAUUUUCAAUUCACCUCCUUCUUCUUCUUCUUCUUCCAACAAACCCAGCAAAAAUGCAGACCAAAACCCUAAUAGCUCACCCUCCUCACCCCCGUCGUCUCCUUCCAAACCCUAACCGCCACUACUCCCUUCCCCAACCUUCGUUCUCACCCUUCUCCUUCACGCCGCGCUUGAAUGCCACGCGCCAACUUCCGAUAUUGCGCUCCUCGGCGCCAAUACGGCGUCGUAACAGGCUAUUAACAGCUUUUGUUAGCGAAAACCUCGAUGAAGGAAACGACGACGCUUUGGAGGUGGUUAAGGUUGAGGAAUUGGAGAGUCGGAGCAUAUGGAAUCAGAUGAAGGAGAUUGCAAUGUUCACUGGACCCGCUACUGGGCUUUGGUUGUGCGGCCCACUUAUGAGUCUGAUUGACACUGUCGUCAUCGGUCAGGGAAGCACAAUCGAGCUUGCUGCUUUAGGCCCUGGAACUGUAAUGUGUGACUAUAUGAGUUAUGUGUUCAUGUUCCUUUCUAUUGCAACUUCAAACAUGGUUGCCACUUCGCUUGCAAGACGGGACAAGAAUGAAGUGCAACAUCAGAUAUCUAUCUUGCUUUUUCUUGGAUUGGCAUCUGGCUUCUUAAUGCUUUUAUUUACAAGAUUCUUCGGUUCAUGGGCACUAACUGCUUUUACUGGAUCAAAGAAUGCAGAGAUUAUUGCUGCAGCAAAUACAUACGUUCAGAUACGAGGAUUCGCAUGGCCGGCACUCCUUGUUGGUUGGGUUGCUCAGAGUGCAAGCCUUGGCAUGAAAGAUUCUUGGGGUCCUUUGAAGGCCUUGGCCGUGGCCAGUGUUAUAAAUGGUGUUGGUGAUGCACUCCUGUGCAGCUAUUUAGGCUAUGGUAUAGCUGGUGCAGCAUGGGCAACUAUGGUUUCACAGGUUGUUGCAGGAUAUAUGAUGAUUGAAGCUCUGAACAAAAAAGGUUACGAUGGCUAUGCCAUUUCUGUUCCAUCGUCCAAGGAACUUCUAACAGUACUUGGGCUUGCUGCUCCAGUAUUUAUAACAUUGAUGUCAAAGGUAGUUUUCUACUCUCUCCUUAUCUAUUUUGCGACGUCUAUGGGAACACAUACCAUGGCUGCUCAUCAGGUCAUGAUACAAACAUUCUGCAUGUGUACAGUGUGGGGUGAGCCUCUCUCUCAAACUGCACAAUCGUUUAUGCCGGAAUUUCUAUUUGGAGUGAAUCGUAGUUUGCCUAAGGCCCGCACAUUGCUCAAGUCACUUAUCAUCAUCGGAGCUAUACUUGGUUCAGUAUUAGGAAUAGUUGGAACAUGUGUUCCAUGGUUCUUUCCCAGUAUCUUUACACCUGAUCAAAAGAUCAUACAAGAGAUGCAUAAGGUGCUAAUACCAUAUUUCCUUGCAUUAGUUGUGACGCCCCCUACUCACUGCCUUGAGGGAACAUUACUGGCUGGACGAGAUCUGAGAUUUAUUAGUCUGUCAAUGAGUGGAUGCUUCUCUUUGGGUGCACUUCUAUUGCUGCUUGUGAGCAGUAGAGGAUUUGGUUUGUCAGGCGUCUGGUGGGCAUUAGCAGGAUUUCAAUGGAGUCGGCUGUUACUCUCUCUACACCGUCUUAUAUCCUCGGAUGGGAUACUCUACUCUGAAGUUGUGAGCCCGUAUAAACUGGAAAAGGUCAGAGCUGUUUAGUGUAGGAAUAGAUGAAUACGUGAGAUAAAUGGUAACUUCUUGAUAGGGAUCAAAAUUCAUGUUUUGAUGUUGCUGCUUUAUCGAAGAUCUAUACACAGCCAGUGGCGAAGAGGCUGCCCCUAUUUUUUUCAUGUGCAAUAUGAGGCUGCCUCUAUUUAUUUAUCUACAACGCGCUGGAAGUGGACGCGAGGUGCUACCUCUAGAUUCAUGAACAGAUAGAGCCAAUGCUGGUCUCACGAUUUAGUAUGUCUAAGCAGCACCUUGUUCUCUUUGAUCACUUGUUGUAAUUGUUAUUUACCUUACAAAAUUAGUAAUUAAAAGUUCCUGACCCGGGUUCAAGAUGUCUUGUAUA